UACAAUUACAGUAGUUGUGAUUGUAAACACAGCUCAAACUCCGAUCACAUCGCAGUCGGCUUGGAUAACAACAUACCUAUCAGAUGUGAUUAUAAAAAAGUGCCAACGUACAAGGCCUACUUGGAUGGCAAUUUUUCUCGACUGAUUGUUGGUGGCAAAUUAGAGAUAAUUUCGUUGUAAACCUUUUGUCCUAUUGAAUAUCAAACAGUUGCUAGUGAUAUGCCACUUUUUGAUGAUCUCUCGUUUAAAGAUAUUUUGGCAUCUUCUGCCACUAUAUCAACAGUAUUGCAGUUUUUGACUGGAUCUGUGAUAUGCCACAGAUAUAUAAGGAAAAAGUCAACCGGAGAGACGUCUGCUUUUCCGUUUGUUUCGGGCUUCCUGUCAUGUUCUCUGUGGUUGAAGUACGGAUUGUUGUCGGAAGAACAUACAAUAAUUUUUGUUAACACCAUAGGGUCAGCCUUGUUCUUCGCAUACGUGAUAAUUUACUUUACUUUUUCUGUGAACAAACGCACCGUAGUUCGGCAAUUCUUGGCAGUCUGUUGCUUUAUACUGGCGUGUAGCGUAUACACAAAAUACGAACCAAACUCGGAAACAGCUCUCGAAGUUAUUGGUCUUAUUUGCUGCGGCGUUGGAGUGCUAUUCUUUGCAUCGCCUCUAACAGUAUUAGCUCAAGUGAUAAGAACUAAGAACACGGAGAGUUUACCUUUUCCGAUUAUUAUUUCUUCCUUUUUCGUAUCCCUUCAAUGGUUUAUAUAUGGAAUGGUGAUUGAAGAUAGUUUCAUUCAGAUUCCAAAUCUUUUGGGGUGCAUUUUAUCGUCAAUCCAACUUCUGCUUUACGCAAUAUAUCCAAAUCGGAAGCUAUAUUCGGAUGGUGGACCGUCGUACCAACCUUUACGCUCAGAUGCCAAUAUUCUUUGAAAAGGAGAGACAAAGUUUACUUUGUACUGGUGAUAUGCAGUCAAAAUGGUUGCUUGAAAACAUAAUAAUUAAGUAUUCGUUUGACAUUUGUGAUCAGUAUAUUUUGUAAAUAAAACAUUAUUUAAUUGUAUUAAUAAAACGACGAUUCAGCAGAA
Molecule: messenger RNA, 1073 nt
Organism: Aedes aegypti (yellow fever mosquito)
Lineage: Eukaryota; Metazoa; Arthropoda; Insecta; Diptera; Culicidae
Gene: slv
Product: sugar transporter SWEET1
Exons: 5
Coding region: 220-918 (232 amino acids)
Biological process (GO): carbohydrate transport
Cellular component (GO): membrane
Molecular function (GO): sugar transmembrane transporter activity
Source: RefSeq, a predicted model, not a curated record